AUGGACAAUUUUGAAAAUAUUUAUCAUCAGAUUCAAAUUAUAUUUCAAAAAAUAUUAGUCUACCUUCGAGAUUUGAUUAUUCACGAAUUUCCAAAUUUAAUUUCGUCGAAUGAAUCGAAUGGAACGAUGGAUGAAAUAAAAGAACUAAAAAAUCGAUUGACAUCUUCAAUUCAACAUAAUUUUGUUGAUUUAGCAACUAUUUUUAUUCUCACCUCAUUCACAGUGGUCCUCAUUAUUCUUUCAGUAAAAGGCAAUAAAGAUGACAGCGACGAUUAUUUUAUUGAUAAAUCGUCGAAGAAUAGAUUUAUUAUGGAUUUACCAGAAGAUUUAAUUUACGAUUUCCCCAAAAAUUGGAAUCCAGAAACAAUCAAUUAUUACAGGGAUCGUGGAGAUGAAUAUUUUUCCGAAGGAAAUGAAAGUCCAAAAAAAGAGAAUCGUUGCAAAAAAAAGUAUAAAUCGAGAAAAAAUGCGAAUAAUUCACCGUCAAUUUAUGGCGAUUAUACCAAUAACAAUUCGGAAUAUACACAAAGAACUGAAAUUAUGAAAAAUAAAUUGAAUCGACAACUUUGGCUAAUUCGAAAAACACGAAGUGGUCAAAUCUAUGGAAAAUAUCCAAUUUAA
This is a messenger RNA of Leptopilina heterotoma, 621 nucleotides long. RefSeq lists its product as uncharacterized. The coding region runs from base 1 to 621 and encodes 206 amino acids. NCBI's taxonomy places the organism in Eukaryota, Metazoa, Arthropoda, Insecta, Hymenoptera, Figitidae. The record is from RefSeq and is a predicted model, not a curated record. The transcript is spliced from 3 exons.